Aspergillus neoniger CBS 115656 is the source of this 1180-nucleotide messenger RNA. RefSeq names its product SIR2 family NAD-dependent protein deacylase. Gene Ontology annotation, molecular function: protein-succinyllysine desuccinylase activity; NAD+ binding; protein-malonyllysine demalonylase activity. The record is from RefSeq and is a predicted model, not a curated record. The transcript is spliced from 2 exons. NCBI's taxonomy places the organism in Eukaryota, Fungi, Ascomycota, Eurotiomycetes, Eurotiales, Aspergillaceae. Bases 149 to 1096 code for a protein of 315 amino acids.
ACUGACUCGACACACAACCUCUCCCUUCUGAGGGAAACAGACAUUCUUUCCCACAAAUACACACCAUAUUAACCUUGCGAUAACACAUGAUUAUCCUAUAUCCAGUGUCGUGCCCAGUCUAGAGUCUCUCUCCGAUUUCUAGCCCGCCAUGGCUCCUCCGGCUAUCCCCGCAGCAGACCUCAGCUCUUUCACCACCUACCUGAAAGGCUGCAGGCGAGUGAUUGCGUUAUUAGGAGCCGGUAUUUCUGCGUCAUCAGGUCUUCCCACUUUUCGAGGAGCGGGUGGUCUAUGGCGAUCAUACGACGCGACGGACCUGGCAACGCCCGAGGCAUUCGAUGCCAACCCAGACUUAGUAUGGCAAUUUUACAGUUAUCGGAGGCACAUGGCUCUAAAGGCACAGCCCAACCGUGCGCAUUAUGCUCUGGCUGAGCUUGCCCGAAAGAACAAGGACUUCAUUACACUGAGUCAGAAUGUUGAUGGUCUUUCGCAACGAGCUAGGCACCCGCCGCAUCAACUUCACCUUCUUCAUGGCUCCCUCUUCACAGUGAAAUGCACAUCAUUCUAUUGCAGCUAUUCCCGCGAAGACUUCACCGACCCAAUUGUUCCCGCUCUCGCUUUGCCAAAGAAGCUAGAACCAUCCGCAACAGAUAAAACGGGCGAAGAGGCUUCUCGAUCCAUCUCUAGUGCACUAGGGAACAAUGAGGAUGUGGAGGCUGAUGUGUCGGACGAGCGUGUUCCUCUUUCCGCAGUGCCUUAUGAAGAGCUCCCCCACUGCCCGGAAUGCAAAGACGGGCUUCUACGCCCUGGGGUGGUGUGGUUCGGAGAGAGUCUCCCAUUACAUACAAUUGAUUAUGUGGACGAAUGGUUGAACAACGGAAAUGUUGACUUGAUCUUGGUAGUAGGUACAAGUUCGAGGGUAUACCCUGCGGCAGGAUAUGUGGAUAAGGCUCGCAGUAGAGGAGCUAGAGUGGCAGUGGUAAAUAUGGACCGCAACGAUGUUGGCUCUUCGGGGUUGAAACCUGGAGAUUGGUUUUUUGAGGGUGAUGCAGGUACAGUUGUUCCGGAAAUUUUGAAGGGGGUGAUUGGCGAUAUAUAAUCAUCUUUGCUACUAUUUAUUCUAUAGGUGAACAGAGUACAGAGAAUUCUGAAAUAUCUUAUAAUAGCUUCAAAUGUCUUUUAC